Rangifer tarandus platyrhynchus (Svalbard reindeer) is the source of this 2904-nucleotide messenger RNA. The record is from the annotation of a GenBank genome assembly. NCBI's taxonomy places the organism in Eukaryota, Metazoa, Chordata, Mammalia, Artiodactyla, Cervidae.
AUGAGCACCAUGCGCCUGCUGACUCUAGCCCUGCUUUUCUCCUGCUCCUUCGCUCGCGCCGCCUGCGACCCCAAGAUCGUCAACAUCGGCGCGGUGCUCAGCACGCGGAAGCACGAGCAGAUGUUCCGCGAAGCUGUGAAUCAGGCCAACAAGAGGCAUGGCUCCUGGAAGAUCCAGCUCAACGCCACCUCCGUCACCCACAAGCCCAACGCUAUCCAGAUGGCCCUGUCGGUGUGCGAAGACCUCAUCUCCAGCCAGGUCUAUGCCAUCCUAGUUAGCCACCCGCCUACCCCCAACGACCACUUCACACCCACCCCCGUCUCCUACACAGCCGGCUUCUACCGCAUCCCCGUCCUGGGGCUGACCACGCGCAUGUCCAUCUACUCAGACAAGAGCAUCCACCUGAGCUUCCUGCGCACCGUGCCGCCCUACUCCCAUCAGUCCAGCGUCUGGUUCGAGAUGAUGCGCGUCUACAGCUGGAACCACGUCAUCCUCCUGGUCAGCGACGACCACGAGGGCCGGGCGGCGCAGAAGCGCCUGGAGACGCUGCUGGAGGAGCGCGAGUCCAAGAGUAAAAAAAGGAACUAUGAAAACCUCGACCAACUGUCCUAUGACCACAAGCGCGGACCCAAGGCGGAGAAGGUGCUGCAGUUCGACCCGGGGACCAAGAACGUGACGGCGCUGCUGAUGGAAGCGCGGGAGCUGGAGGCCCGGGUCAUCAUCCUCUCCGCCAGCGAGGACGACGCUGCCACCGUGUACCGCGCAGCCGCGAUGCUGAACAUGACGGGCUCGGGGUACGUGUGGCUGGUGGGGGAGCGCGAGAUCUCGGGGAACGCCCUGCGCUACGCCCCGGACGGCAUCAUCGGGCUGCAGCUCAUCAACGGCAAGAACGAGUCGGCGCACAUCAGCGACGCCGUGGGCGUGGUGGCCCAGGCCGUGCACGAGCUGCUCGAGAAGGAGAACAUCACCGACCCUCCGCGGGGCUGCGUGGGCAACACCAACAUCUGGAAGACAGGGCCGCUCUUCAAGAGGGUGCUGAUGUCUUCCAAGUACGCAGACGGGGUGACCGGCCGUGUGGAAUUCAACGAGGACGGGGACCGGAAGUUUGCCAACUACAGCAUCAUGAACCUGCAGAACCGCAAGCUGGUACAAGUGGGCAUCUACAACGGCACUCAUGUCAUUCCCAAUGACAGGAAGAUCAUCUGGCCAGGCGGAGAGACCGAGAAGCCACGUGGCUAUCAGAUGUCCACCAGGCUGAAGAUUGUGACGAUCCACCAGGAGCCCUUUGUGUAUGUCAAGCCUACGCUGAGUGACGGCACAUGCAAGGAAGAGUUCACCGUCAAUGGGGACCCGGUCAAGAAGGUGAUCUGCACAGGGCCCAAUGACACGUCGCCGGGCAGCCCGCGCCACACUGUGCCCCAGUGCUGCUACGGCUUCUGUAUCGAUCUGCUCAUCAAGCUGGCGCGGACCAUGAAUUUCACUUACGAGGUUCACCUGGUGGCCGACGGCAAGUUCGGCACGCAGGAGAGGGUGAACAACAGCAAUAAGAAGGAGUGGAACGGGAUGAUGGGCGAGCUGCUCAGCGGGCAGGCGGACAUGAUCGUGGCCCCGCUGACCAUCAACAACGAGCGCGCGCAGUACAUCGAGUUCUCGAAGCCUUUCAAGUACCAGGGCCUGACCAUUCUGGUCAAGAAGGAGAUCCCGCGGAGCACGCUGGACUCCUUCAUGCAGCCCUUCCAGAGCACGCUGUGGCUGCUGGUGGGGCUGUCCGUGCACGUGGUGGCUGUGAUGCUCUACCUGCUGGACCGCUUCAGCCCCUUCGGCCGGUUCAAAGUGAACAGCGAGGAGGAGGAGGAGGAUGCGCUGACCUUGUCUUCGGCUAUGUGGUUCUCAUGGGGCGUCCUGCUCAACUCAGGCAUCGGGGAAGGUGAGGCGACGCCAGGCCAGGGCCCCGUCCCGCCCCGCCGCCCGCCCCGAACUGACGGUCCUCUGCCUGCAGGCGCCCCCAGAAGCUUCUCGGCGCGCAUCCUGGGCAUGGUGUGGGCGGGGUUCGCCAUGAUCAUUGUGGCCUCCUACACCGCCAACCUGGCGGCCUUCCUGGUGCUGGACCGGCCCGAAGAGCGCAUCACCGGCAUCAACGACCCGCGACUGAGGAAUCCCUCGGACAAGUUCAUCUACGCCACGGUGAAGCAGAGUUCGGUGGACAUCUACUUCCGGCGGCAGGUGGAGCUUAGCACCAUGUACCGGCAUAUGGAGAAGCACAACUACGAGAGCGCGGCGGAGGCCAUCCAGGCCGUGCGAGACAACAAGCUGCACGCCUUCAUCUGGGACUCGGCCGUGCUGGAGUUCGAGGCCUCGCAGAAGUGCGACCUGGUGACCACGGGCGAGCUCUUCUUCCGUUCGGGCUUUGGCAUCGGCAUGCGCAAGGACAGCCCCUGGAAGCAGAACGUCUCCCUGUCCAUCCUCAAGUCCCACGAGAACGGCUUCAUGGAAGACCUGGACAAGACGUGGGUUCGGUACCAGGAGUGCGAUUCGCGUAGCAAUGCCCCUGCUACCCUCACCUUCGAGAAUAUGGCAGGGGUCUUCAUGCUGGUGGCUGGGGGCAUCGUGGCCGGGAUCUUCCUGAUCUUCAUCGAGAUCGCCUACAAACGGCACAAGGACGCCCGGCGGAAGCAGAUGCAGCUGGCGUUCGCGGCGGUGAACGUGUGGAGGAAGAACCUGCAGGAUAGAAAGAGUGGUAGAGCAGAACCCGACCCUAAAAAGAAAGCCACUUUUAGGGCUAUCACCUCCACCCUGGCUUCCAGCUUCAAGAGACGUAGGUCCUCCAAAGACACGCAGUACCAUCCCACUGAUAUCACGGGCCCGCUCAACCUCUCAGAUCCCUCGGUCAGCACCGUGGUGUGA